Rattus norvegicus (Norway rat) is the source of this 3355-nucleotide messenger RNA. RefSeq names its product H2B clustered histone 9 (gene H2bc9). Gene Ontology annotation, molecular function: protein heterodimerization activity; DNA binding; structural constituent of chromatin. The record is from RefSeq and is marked validated. NCBI's taxonomy places the organism in Eukaryota, Metazoa, Chordata, Mammalia, Rodentia, Muridae. Gene Ontology annotation, cellular component: nucleosome; nucleus; chromosome.
CUAGAGUUCCUGAGCUACAGUCUCAACAUGCCGGAGCCUGCCAAGUCUGUUCCCGCCCCGAAGAAGGGCUCCAAGAAGGCCGUGACCAAGGCGCAGAAGAAGGACGGCAAGAAGCGCAAGCGCAGCCGCAAGGAGAGCUACUCGGUGUACGUGUACAAGGUGCUUAAGCAAGUGCACCCGGACACGGGCAUCUCUUCCAAGGCCAUGGGCAUCAUGAACUCGUUCGUGAACGACAUCUUCGAGCGCAUCGCGGGCGAGGCGUCGCGCCUGGCGCAUUACAACAAGCGCUCGACCAUCACGUCCCGGGAGGUCCAGACGGCUGUGCGCCUGCUGCUUCCCGGGGAGCUGGCCAAGCACGCGGUGUCCGAGGGCACCAAGGCCGUCACCAAGUACACCAGCUCCAAGCUUCUGCAGCAACACAGGAAUAAGAGUCUCUGUCUCAGUCAUCGUCUUCCUGGUCACGUAAUCUAAGUGCAAAGUUGAACUGAGCAUGCAAACUUCAGAGUUUGUUGAUUCUUCCUGAAAAGAUCGGGAUCAUCAAUGCUGGGAGAAAACAGACAAUUCAUAACUUUUAUUUAUGGCGGCUUUCCUGACUCAGGCCAUGACAAUGUCUUACACCAAGAGUUAUGACCUCAAGACACCAGGAGAGAGAGAACAUUGGUGGUACUCGGAUACGUCUUGUACUCAGUAGUCAUUGUGCUGCCCCUCUCACUUCUACUGCCACAGUGGAAGCUAGCUGUGAAGUGCUGAGCCCAGGGCAGAAGCAACAGAGUGUCACCUGUACCAGCACUAGAUGCUCAGAGCACAGCAAUGGCUAGAGCUGAGCUGCUCCUUUUACUGUGAAAGAAUGACAGUGCGAGGUGUAAUUAUGUAAAGAACCAAAGCGUGACGAUGACAUUGACAAUAAGAGUAAAACAUGAAAGAAAUCCAUCAUUGGUUUCAACCACUGCAAGCACAGUAACAUAUUUGAUUUUGAAAAGAUCCUUUGACACUUGACAUUCCCAUAGUCUCUUUGUACAGAAGAGGAUUUAUGAAGGAUAUGGAGAGCAGUGAAUUAAUUCCCUAAAGCUACAUGGUUACAGAGUUUCUUAUCUUUGUGUGUGUGUUGCUGGUGGUUUUUUUUAUUUUUUAUUUUUUUUUUGAGACAUGUUCUCAUGUAAUCUAUGUUGGCCUCUAACAUGCUAAGUAGCUGAUGCUAGCUUUGAGCUUCUUCCUCCUGAGUACUUGGGUUCGAGGCAUGUAUUACCCUGACUGGCUGGUAGAAAGAUUUUAAAGCCAUUUAGGUAGUUCCAAACUCUGCAUGUUAGCCCCAGUUUCAUGUUAUGCCCAAUUGUAUCCAACAACCAGAACUUUUGCGGGGGGGCUGAAUUCAAUUAAAUAUGCAGUACCAUCUGGAGGCUGUUUUAAUAAGAAGCAAUAUCAAACAUUUGGACAAAUUGUUUUUGGUAGACUUAGAACUAUGUGGGGACACACAUUCUAGUUCUACUAAGACAGCCUCUCUUGCUGUGCCAGCAGCCCUUCCAAAACAGGGGCAAUAGUGCCAAAUCUUGUAGGAAAUAAGCCUUUCUGUUUUUUUGUCUCAAACUCCUGUAUCAUGGCAAGUGCCAGGGUUGAAGCAGGUGACUGGUGAUUUGUGCGGUGGUCAUAAUCUUAGUCUCAAAGUGGUAUUUUUUUAUUUGUCCUAUAAUAUUUCAUUUAGAACAUACAAACACAAUAAAGAAAUAUUAAUAUGCACACAUUUGAAGUGUUUAACAAAUCAAAAAUAAGGCUAGAAAACAAAUGAUGAACUGGAAAAUAUUUCUAUUAUGUAAAACUGAAAUGGUUUUGCUACCAGUCUCUUCAUCAGUAUUCCAAGGGCCUGAGGAUGUACCCAAGUUGCAUCCUGCUUCCCGAGUUUAAACAAAGCCCUAGGUUUGAUCCCCUGCAUCCAGACACAAACCAAGGUGGCACACAUUUGUAAUUCCAGCAUUGGGGAGGUGAAGGCAUGAGAACCAGUAAAUCAUGGGUACAUUUCCUUACUUAACAUUUGAUGCUAGCCUUGGCUGUAUGAGCUAUUCUGUAGUCAGAAAAGGUGGUAAUCCCUUUUCCCCCAGCUCAUAUAUUAUAAGGUCAAAACAAUAAAUUUUGUAACUCUUGAGGAAAUGGAGACUCCUCAAGUGUGAAGAAUGCUUCAAAGCAGGCAUCCCUUGAUUUCAUCUUUCGUUACUGGGUUUCAACAUGUGGAUUGCAACCCCUUUGGGAGUUAACAGCCCUUUGGUAGGGGUGGUCUAUUAGACAUACUGCGUAUCAGAUAUUAACAUUGCCACUCAUAGCAGUAGCAAAAUUACAAAGUACAGUAAAGAUAAUUUUAUGGUUAGAGGUCAUCACAACACAAGGAACUUAGCAUUAGUGUAUGGGGAAACAAACCGAAGCCAUUUUGAAUAAAUCUUCUGUUUUAGACAGGGAUCAAAUAAAAGUUCAAGUUCCCACAAUCUCCCUGGGUAACUGAAUCCUGGUGGGCAAGUUGAAACAUAAAUGCUAGUCAAGUCUGCCCCACCAAAGCUGAGUAAACCAACCAGGGCAAACGGGAUAAACGAAUCACAAAGAAAUGUUCCCAGGAAAGUCCCCUAUUCCUGAAUCCUGAUUGGUGAAAAAAAUGUAGUUGUAACUUUGCACAGAUAUUUACAGCUUUUCACCACAACAUUCUGUGACAUUCUGGCUCCAGGAGUGGGGUCAGAGGCGGGUGGGAGGUGUCUUAGUUCAGCUCCAAAGUCUGUUCUGUGGCUCUGAUCCAUCAAUAUUGGCUUGAUUACAACAAACCUUUCUUUUCUGCAUUGACCUGGUAUUUGAGUUGUGUUGGACCAAGUGAACCCCAUAACAUUAGGACAGUUGAGAACCGCUGUACAAGUUGGGAUUAGACAGCCUUAAGCACUUCCAAGGAAUAAAAUGUACUGGAUAUCAUGGCCUUGAGAGGACUGAGUUAGCCAGAGCCAGGCUGACUACAUACAAGCUGCAAACGGGCAGUUUGGGAGACUAGACCUAAGCUUCUGUUUUCCAGAAAUGAGAACCUGGAUCUAGGAACCUGUGGCCAGCCAGCCACAGCCUUGGGCAGUUAAUCCUGAAGCAAGCAUAGGUAGCUAGAAUGAGUAAGUAACUACUCUGGGAAGUCUCCAGAGCCUAAGCAGUUGUAAAAUCAGUCAGACCCUUAGAGACAGAGCUGAUGGAUCAAGGUAAAUGGGACAUACAUACAACUCACUGGAAUUCCCAUAACUGACAAUAAAAGCUGGACCUGAGAGCCUAUCAGGGGUCUCUAUUCUCAAUGGGGAGACUCUUGCAUGCAGGAAUUUCUGCUGAAUAAACGCUCUUUGUUAUUGCA